Molecule: messenger RNA, 891 nt
Organism: Microthlaspi erraticum
Lineage: Eukaryota; Viridiplantae; Streptophyta; Magnoliopsida; Brassicales; Brassicaceae
Source: the annotation of a GenBank genome assembly
AUGAAAACUGAGAGAGAAGUUAAGAAUGGUAGUGCUGAGGAAGAGAGAGAGAUGAAGCGGAAGAGAGUGAUGGAACGGUCUGCUUCGCCACCUCCACCGCUGGGUUUCAAUAACCCCCUUUUGCCGCUGGCUAAUGCUUACGAUGACGACGAUGAGGAUGAGGAAAACGAUAAGAGAAAAUCGGGAGCUCGUGCCAGUGGAGGGAAGGAUAAUGGAGCUGGGAAUGGGAACAAAGUCGGAGGAGAAGCUGAAAAGGAGCUCGAUGACGAGGACGAUGAUGAUGACGAGGCCUCCAAGGUGCGGGGAAAGCAUUCACGCCAUGUUGAAGUUCGUCGUGAUUGUCCUUAUCUCGAUACCGUCAAUCGUCAGGUCUUGGAUUUUGAUUUCGAGAGGUUUUGCUCCGUCUCCUUGUCAAAUCUAAAUGUGUAUGCUUGCCUCGUCUGCGGGAAGUACUUCCAAGGAAGAAGCCAAAAGUCUCAUGCGUAUACGCAUAGCUUGGAAGCUGGACACCACGUUUACAUCAAUCUUCUGACUGAGAAGGUUUAUUGUCUUCCUGAUAGCUACGAGAUCAAUGACCCUUCUUUGGAUGACAUUCGACAUGUUCUAAACCCAAGGUUUAGUAGGGCACAAGUUGCAGAGCUUGACAAGAAUAGGCAGUGGUCUAGGGCUCUUGAUGGCUCUGACUAUCUUCCCGGAAUGGUGGGUUUGAACAACAUACAAAAGACAGAGUUUGUGAAUGUCACAAUCCAGUCGCUGAUGAGAGUCACUCCCUUGAGGAACUUCUUCCUAAUUCCCGAGAAUUAUCAGCAUUGCAAGUCUCCUCUUGUGCACCGCUUUGGGGAACUCUUUCGAAAGAUUUGGCAUGCUCGAAACUUUAAAGGACAGGUCUGA